This is a messenger RNA of Strongylus vulgaris, 492 nucleotides long. The record is from the annotation of a GenBank genome assembly. Lineage: Eukaryota; Metazoa; Nematoda; Chromadorea; Rhabditida; Strongylidae.
AUGGGAUCCGUUAGAGUUUUGCACGUGCACGACAACUCUAUGGAAGCAGACUACCACGAAUUGGUACGUCCAAACACUGUCUCAAUUCUGUGGGUGCUACCACAAUACUUCAUCAUCACUCUUGGUGAGGUAUUAUUGUCCGUUACUGGUCUCGAGUUUGCCUACUCGCAAUCAGCUCCAAACAUGAAAAGUGUGCUUCAGGUAUUAUUGUCCGUUACUGGUCUCGAGUUUGCCUACUCGCAAUCAGCGCCAAACAUGAAAAGUGUGCUUCAGGCAUUAUGGUUGUUGACGGUAUUCAUGGGGAACGUGAUAGAUAUGGGAAUCAGUGGAACGCAUAUCAUUCCGGAACCAGCGAUGGAGUUCUUCUUUUAUGCUUUGCUAAUGAUCCUUACUAUGGGAAUAUUCAUUGUGUUGGCCAUGCGAUACACUUACGUUGAGGACGUUGAAGAAGCGCAGCCAAUGCAAGAAAAGGAACGCAUUACUUCCGAAGAC